CAACAACAACGACUGCAAGGGAGAGAGAGGAAAAACAAAGAAAACUGCGGGGAAACAGUGAAAUUCAGUCAAAACAAUUACCCAAAAGUGUGUUAAACAGUAUUGAUUGGUGCCAAACGACUCGCGGAUUCCUCUUCGCGCUCUGUUUCGAUUUAUUUCGGUGUGCAAUUCAUAUUUUAUACUUAGGUACAGUCUAGCAACGGUUCUACUAGGAGCCUCGUUCCAGAUUCGAUUUCAAGAUGAGAGAAGGGCAUUAUGUAAAAAUAUUUCCGCGAAUUAAUGGUGUGCCAGAACACUACACCGAUUAUGCUAAGAUUCAAGAAUCCACGGGUAGCAGGAUCAUCUCAUCAGUAAGCAUCAUCGAUAAGCCUUUGUUGUCCAACUGAAGAGCCCGCAAUCUGUAAAUGGAAGUGGAGCGCAAGUGACGAAUCUCGGAAGGCCAGACAGUGAAGUGUCUGUCUGUACUAGAAAAGAAAUAAAUAACUAAUCAAAUCUAAGCAAUUGAUUGAUCAAGAUGAGUGUGAUUAUUCGGUUACAAAACUUGCCGUGGACGGCAAAUGCGCGCGACAUUCGAAACUUCUUCACAGGCCUCUCAAUUCCCGAGGGCGGUGUCCACAUAAUCGGCGGCGAGAUGGGCGACGCUUUCAUCGCUUUCAGCACCGACGAGGAUGCCCGCUGCGCAAUGCUAAAGGAUCGCGAGAAACUGAUGGAGAUCCAGGUGCGCCUGCUGCUCUCCUCGCGGGCCGAGAUGCAAAAGGUUAUUGAGACUGCUCGGAAAGCAGCCUCCGCUCCAGCGCCUGUUUCGGUACCAGUUCCCAUGCCAGUUGUAGCCCCCAUUUCAGUGGCCAAGGCGGCUGGCCCAGCUGUGCCACUGCCCCCGGUUAUUGGGGGCUUGAGCAGCUUCUUGGGUCAAGGCAAGGGUGUCGCCACUGGUGCGGUGCCCUCUUUUCUCACCUACCAACAACAGGCGGGGAUCACGCUCUCUGAUGUCACAGGUCGCCGCAGUCGCAGCAGAUCCUCCAGUUCCGAUGAAAGCGAUAGGGAGCGCGAACGAGAGCGGGAUCGUGAACGGGAACGAGGUCGCAAACGUCGCUCCGACCGGUUGAAUAGCAGCCAGGAGAGGGAGCUGAAAAUGGUUGCCGGCGGAGUUGCAGCGCCAUCUCCUUGGGCGCAGCCACCGCAAAAUCAGUUGCCAGGUGCGGCGGGACUGGGUCUCAACAUGGGCUUGAGCCUGAAUAUGCCACAGCUUUUACCCGCGCUGCAGAACUACACCACCAAUACAACCACCAACAAUGUGACCAACAACUAUAAUCUCGCAACAAGUGCUCCGAGUGUGCAGUUACUGGCCGCUUUGCAACAGGUGGCCAGCGGUAGUGCGGCUCAAACGCAGCCUGCAAAAUCCGAUGCCGAGCCCAUUGCCUUUGCCAGCGUCAACCCCUAUGCACAGAUGUACCCGCAGCUAUUCCAGCAGCAGCAGUUGCUACUCCAGCAGCAACAGACACCGGCCAAGGUGUCGCCCACCAUGGGCAGCUCUCCGGGCGGAGGCAGCACUCCUCAGGUGGUGGCAGACACCUGCUACAUUAGGAUGAGCGGCAUGUGCCAGAACACCUCGUACAGCGAUAUCCGCAAGUACUUCCAGGGCCUGUAUAUUCCGCACAAUGGCAUCAAGAUCAUGAUGGUGAACGGCAGUCGUACGGGAGUGGCCUAUGUGGAAUUCUCUAGGGUGUCUAGUGCCCAAAAGGCAGUGCAGCGAAAUAACACAAUGUUCCGGGAUCGCUUGGUUCAGAUUGUUCCUGUGGGCGAUGAUGAGUUUGAGCUGGCGGAGGAGCGUGCUAAUCGCCAGCUGCAAGACGGUAGCAGGAAUCACAGCAAUCACAACGGUGGUGAGAGGAGUGAACGAGGCGGGGGCGGAGUUGUUCCCGCACCCAAACCCGUUACCAAUGUUCUCUAUGUAGAGGAUCUGCCACAGACCACCACUGAGCAGGAAAUCAUGAAGAUGUUCUCCGCCAGCUACACCGUUGUGGACAUCCUCUUGAGCCCUAGUCCCAACAAUCGACGCGAGUCCGUAGCAUUUGUCCUUUUUGCCAGAGAGGGCGAAGCGGACUCCGCUCUGCAGGAUACAUCCAAGCACUAUAUAGGAUUCCGCCAGCUGAGGGUGAGUCCCAGCAGUGAGGAGGAGAUGCAGAAUGCCAAGGAAAAGCAACGCAGAGCUAACGAGCAGCUUCUGAAGGAGGAAGCCGAUCAGCGGGAAGAGCUCCUAAAAGAUCAGCAACGACGACAGAAGCUGCAGCAACUGGAAAAUGAAAAGAACCAGGCCAACAGAUUCGCCGCCGAUCCAAGGAGACGCCAGGCGGAGGAUCAACAGCAACCACAGCAGCAGCAUCAUCAGCAGAUGAUGCAGAACAUGGGAUCCAAUUUUAAUCCCAACAUGAGUCCCAACAUGAUGGCUCCCUUUGUUAAUGGUGGCAACAUGCCCUUCCACAUGCCGCCUCACCAUCAAAACGAGGCCAACAACUUCCCCUUCAAUAUGAACAACAACUAUGACAUGGUUAACAACGGCAAUUCCAACGGGAACGGACCCAACUAUCCAAAUGAUAAUGGAGGCGCUGGUGGCAUCCAGCGUCCCCGGCAAGAGGAUGUGUUCGUUCGUGUCCACAACUGCGAGUACGCCACUAGAGUCAAUGAUCUGGGUGAACUAUUUUCUCUCGAGCAACUACGCAUCGAGCAUAUCGAACAGCUUUUCAAUGAACGUAACCAGAGUUCCGGCGAAUUCAUUGUGGAGUUCAGUGAUCCUGCCAGUUGCAAACAGGCCGUCAGGGAGUUCCACAACAGACGCUUUCGAGGAAGGGGACUGCGAGUGGUGGCCAUCACGCCCCAGGAGAUUGCUGAUAGAAUGAAUAAGCCCUUCAUGGAUUAUCUGCCGGGAGGAAAUGGUCCCAGAAAACCCGAAAGUAACAAUGUGAGUGACGGAGGCGGUGGAAAUGGAGGCAGUGGAAGAUCUGACGGAGGUCAGAAUGCGCAGUCAUCUCGUCGUCGAGGACCCAGCCGCUUUGAUAAGCCGCAGGAUCAGCAAUCGCAACAGCAUGACCGACCGCAAUCCCUGGAAAAGGAGGACAACAGCAACAGUAGCUCAAACGCACCCGUCAAGCAGCACUUCAACCCCUUCGCUCGACCAGAUCCUCCGCUGAGCAGCAGCUCUCUCUCGCCCGGCAAUCAAAAUCAAAUCAAGCCCACCUCUCCGGUGCCCAUUCCCACUUCCCUAAUCCCGGACAAGUUCAAUCGCCCGGGAUGCGUGGUUGCUAUGCGAAAUGUGCCAUUCAAAGCGGAGCUUAAGGAUAUCCUCCGCUUCUUUAGCGACUACAAGCUGAGUCCGGAUGACAUCAUACGGCGAUUCAAUGAUGAAGGAAAACCCACCGGCGAUACUCGGGUCGCUUUCGAGUCCCCUUCAGAGGCGAGAUCUGCCUUCGAAUCGCGCCGCAGGAAGCAGAUAUUCAACCGCACUGUUUACCUGGAUAUCAUUUAGGCUAUGAGCCCUUAACUAAUUGACCAUCGUUUGUGUAUAUUGUAAAUAGCUAAUAUUAGGACACACACCAAAAAUAUUACAUAGAUAGGACGGCCACAGUUCGGAUGAUCUCUGGCCUUUACUCAGCAUGUACAUAAACUUGUUCAAAUAAAUCGAAUAAUUCGUGUAA
Drosophila yakuba is the source of this 3692-nucleotide messenger RNA. RefSeq lists its product as uncharacterized. NCBI's taxonomy places the organism in Eukaryota, Metazoa, Arthropoda, Insecta, Diptera, Drosophilidae. Gene Ontology annotation, biological process: regulation of RNA splicing. The record is from RefSeq and is a predicted model, not a curated record. Gene Ontology annotation, molecular function: RNA binding. Gene Ontology annotation, cellular component: ribonucleoprotein complex; nucleoplasm. Bases 515 to 3523 code for a protein of 1002 amino acids. The transcript has 3 exons.